This is a messenger RNA of Brassicogethes aeneus, 1773 nucleotides long. NCBI's taxonomy places the organism in Eukaryota, Metazoa, Arthropoda, Insecta, Coleoptera, Nitidulidae. The record is from the annotation of a GenBank genome assembly.
CCGGUUCAAACGACAAACACGCCGAACCAUAUGAAUACAAGAAUGAACACAGGACACAUUAAAUGUGUCAAGACUUAUCAAUAUAACCUUAUGUUCUGUGAAGAUAACCACCGUCAUAGUUUGGGUACUCUUGACCGGCCCAUCAGCGCCUUAGUACUAGAAAACUCGUUACUCCAAAGGUUUGUGUCCACACAGAAAGACGAAGAUCGAAGGUCGUGCCAUGCAAUAAUUAAAACCAGCACAGAACUAGUAGUUUGUUUACAACGACCAGACAGUGUUUAUUAAAUUGCAACUGGUGCUAUAUUGCGGUACUGAAUACCAAAUAAUUUUUUAUAGUCCAGUUAUUCGAAGAUGUUGUCCAAAUACCGUAGUGUCUCAAGAUUUCUCGAAAAAUUAUCCGAAAAUGCUAAACCUCAAAAUAAUGUAUCAAAAAGGUUUAUCAGCACAAAAGAAGUGAUGGACAGGGAGGGCAAAUAUGCCGCGCACAAUUAUCAUCCUUUACCAGUAGCCCUCACCAAAGGAGAAGGUGUAUUUGUUUGGGACAUGGAAGGUAAACGAUACUUCGACUACCUUAGCGGUUACUCAGCAAACAACUUCGGCCAUUGCCACCCUAAAAUCGUACAGGCCCUGCAAAGUCAAAGUGGCAUCCUCCACCACACCUCGCGAGCCUUCUACUCGGACACCUUCGGUGAAUACGCCGAAAUGAUCACGAAACUGUUCGGCUACGAUAAACUAUUGCCGAUGAACACAGGCGUCGAAGCCGACGACACUGCCUGUAAGAUAUCCAGGAAGUGGGGAUAUUACAAGAAGAAUAUUCCCAAGAACGAGGCUAAAAUUAUUUUUGCUAGCGAGAAUUUCUGGGGCAGAUCUUUGGCUGCUAUUUCCGCCUCUACCGAUCCGACCAGUUUUGAGGGGUAUGGGCCUUUUAUGCCUGGGUUUAGCUGCGUUCCUUAUAAUGACUUAAAAGCUUUAGAGAAAGCUCUUUGCGAUCCUUUGGUAUGCGCCUUCAUGGUAGAACCUAUUCAGGGCGAGGCUGGUAUUGUAGUACCUCAUGAAGGGUAUCUUAAAGGCGUUAGAGAACUUUGUACGAAAUACAACGUACUUUUUAUUGCCGAUGAAAUUCAAACCGGUCUGGGCAGAACCGGUAAAAGGCUUGCAGUAGAUUACGAAAACGUCAAGCCCGAUAUUUUGGUGCUAGGAAAAUCCUUAGGAGGUGGUGUUUAUCCAGUUUCUGCUUGUCUGGCAGAUGAUGAAUUCAUGAUGGUAAUAGAACCCGGCACUCAUGGUUCAACUUUUGGCGGUAACCCACUGGGUGCUAAAGUUGCUAUAGCUGCUUUGGAAAUACUCGAAGGGGAUAAUGUAGCUGAAAACGCUUUCAGAAUGGGAGACAUUUUUAGAACCGAACUUAGAAAAAAAUUAGACAAGGAUAUUGUUAUUGAAAUUAGGGGAAAAGGAUUACUGAAUGCCAUAGUUAUUAAUAGAAAUUAUAUUGAUGCUUGGGAUAUUUGUUUGAAACUGAAAGAACAAGGUUUAAUUGCUAAACACACUCAUGAGAACAUUAUUCGUUUGGCCCCACCAUUAAUUAUAAAUAAGGAACAACUCAAAGAAUCCUUGGAUAUUAUUGUUAAGACUAUUAACAGUAUUGAGAAGAAAUAAUUGUUGAUAUCAUACAUUGUUAUUUUUAUGUAUUUCAUUAAGAUUUUUUAAUAAUUUUUUUUAUUUUUAAAUUGAUUUUUAUUUUUCCUCCAUUUAAUUAGAACAGGGAACACCCUG